AGAAACAGAGCAACGAAGCAAACAAGAGAGUGAAAUACGAAGAAGCAGAAAAUACAAACUCAAAAUUUUUUCUCUCUCUAUUUUCCAUACCUUCUCUUCAACUCCUCCUUUCAGCUAUGCUUUCUUUUAGCCCACUCUCAUGUGUUUGCUCCUUAUCUCUCUUUUCACCAAUAUCACAGUUUUUCACUUAUGGGACUUCGCAAUCUCUUCUCCAUUUUCUCCACGAAUAGCCACUCCCAUGAAAACAAUAUCCUCCCUUCUUACAGUCCCAUUCGGGACAAUCUCCUCAAGAGACCUGAAAACUCCCACAGUGAUGGGUUCCCAAAAUCUGUUGUUAAAUACUUGCGCAGCCUUAUGUCAGGAAAGAAAGUUGACGGAGGGUCAAGGACGGACGAAGAAGAGAAAGUUUAUUCUUGGCUAUAUGCAUUGGCUCAAUCGGAUAAAGAUUUGGUUUAUGAAUAUGUUCAGUCCACAGAAAGGGGAUUGAGCUUCACUGAAGCAGAAAGAAGACUGAAAGAAAAUGGGCCAAAUGUUCCUCUUGAAUAUUCAUUUCCAAGCUGGUGGCAUCUUCUUUGGACUGCCUUUUUCCAUCCUUUCAAUAUCAUUUUGAUUGUGCUAUCAACUCUAUCAUACAUAACCAGUGACAAUCCAAAUGGAUACAUCUUGCUCAUACUGGUUUUAAUCAGUGUCUGCCUCAGAUUCUACCAGGAAUACAUUAGUUCAAAAGCUGCCAUGAAACUCUAUGAGUUUGUUAAGUGUCCAGUGAAAGUUCAAAGAUGUGCUGGUAGAGUUCUUCAGACAGAGUUACUAGUUCAAGUUGAUCAAAGAGAUAUUGUUCCAGGAGACAUUGUCAUUUUCGAGCCAGGGGACCUGUUUCCUGGAGAUGUGAGAUUAUUAUCAUCGAAGCAUCUUGUUGUAAGUCAGUCCUCAUUAACAGGCGAGUCUUGGACAACUGAAAAAAUGGCUGAUACUAAAGAAAAUCAGAGCACUCCUUUGCUAGAGUUGAAGAAUAUAUGCUUCAUGGGAACAAAUGUGGUAUCAGGUAGUGGGACUGGUCUCGUUAUUUCCACUGGAUCCAAGACUUACAUGAGCACAAUGUUUUCAACAAUAGGGAAACAGAAACCACCAGAUGGCUUCGAGAAUGGCAUCCGGCAUAUAUCCUAUGUGCUCAUUGGUGUUAUGCUAAUUGUAAUGACAAUAAUAAUUAUGGCUUAUUACCUGAAAUCUCAUGAUUUGAGUGAGAGCAUUCUUUUUGGACUCUCAGUGGCAUGUGCACUUACUCCUAAUAUGCUUCCCCUUAUUGUUAACACAAGUCUUGCAAAAGGAGCAGUUGCCAUGGCCCAGGACAGAUGCAUUGUCAAAAGCUUAGCUGCUAUACGUGAUAUGGGAUCCAUGGAUAUCCUAUGCAUGGACAAGACUGGUACACUCACCAUGAACCGUGCAAUUGUGGUUAAUCAUCUUGACAGUUGGGGCUCACCAAAUGAAGAAGUUUUACGCUUUGCUUUCCUUAACUCAUACUUCAAGACUGAUCAAAAGUAUCCUCUAGAUGAUGCAAUUUUGGCAUUUGUGUACACAAAUGGAUACAGAUUCAAACCAUCCAAGUAUAGAAAAAUAGAUGAGAUCCCUUUUGAUUUUAUACGAAGACGAGUAUCAGUUAUUUUGGAAACUGGAUACAAUGCAGAAGGCAGAAAUCUCCAAGCUCUUGAGAGGAUCAUGGUAACCAAGGGAGCAUUGGAAGAAAUAAUGAAAGCUUGUUCUUUCAUUGACCAUGUUGUUAGGGGCACCAUGACCACUUUCUCUUCAGAAGACUAUCGUAGGAUUCUAAAUAUGGGAGAAGAAUUCGGCAACCAGGGGUUGAGGAUUAUAGGAGUUGCAAUGAAAAGGCUAGAAAUGGAAAGAAGUGAUCCUAGCAAUAUAGUUGAUGAGUUCAUUGAAUCAGACAUGGUCUUCCUUGGUGUAAUUACAUUCUUUGACCCACCAAAGGACUCAGCAAAGCAAGCUUUGUGGAGGCUGGCUGAGAAGGGAGUCAAAGCAAAAGUAUUAACAGGCGACUCACUAUCUCUGGCAGUAAGAAUAUGUGAAGAACUUGGCAUUAGAACCACCAAUGUAACAACAGGACCAGACCUUGAGCAACUCAAUCAGGAUGACUUUCAUGAGACUGUUAAAAGAGCAACAGUACUUGCUCGGCUCACCCCAACACAGAAACUCCGUGUGGUGCAAUCCUUGCAAACAGUUGGCGACCAUGUAGUUGGAUUCCUGGGAGAUGGGAUUAAUGACUCGCUUGCCAUAGAUGCUGCCAAUGUAGGUAUCUCUGUUGACUCAGGAGCUUCAGUUGCAAAAGACUAUGCUGACAUCAUCUUACUAGAGAAAGAUCUUAAUGUUCUUGUUGAUGGAGUUGAACAUGGCCGUCUUACUUUUGGUAACACCAUGAAGUACAUUAAAAUGUCAGUUGUUGCCAAUGUAGGGGGUGUUCUUUCACUCCUCAUUGCAACUCUGAUGCUAGGAUUUGAGCCAGUGACUCCAAGGCAGCUCCUUACUCAAACCUUUUUGUAUAGUGUUGGUCAAAUCGCAAUUCCAUGGGACAAGUUGGAGGAUGAUUAUGUGAAAAUCCCGCAGAAAUGGUCUGAGAAAGGCUUACCCAUGUUCAUAUUAUGGAAUGGUCCACUGUGUACUAUAUGUGAUAUAGCAAACCUUCUAUUCCUAUGCUUCUAUUAUGCGAACAACAAUGGAUCUUAUGACAAAUUCUUCCAUUCUGCAUGGUUCAUUGAAGGGCUUUUGAUGCAAACUCUAAUUUUCCACUUAAUCCGGACAGAGAAAAUCCCUUUCAUUCAGGAGAUUGCCUCAUGGCCAGUGCUCUGUUCAACAGUUGUUAUUUCUGCCAUGGGAAUUGCAAUUCCAUUCACAGUAGUUGGAGAAGUCAUGGGAUUCACUGAUCUCUGAAAUAGGGAUCAAGCUCUUAUGAAAAGUGUGCUGGUGAUCAACUUGGAAGUGAAAGAUAACCACGAGAAGGAAGCACUGGAGUUCGACUUGCUUUAGAUCUGUGCCAAGAGGUGAGAUUGCUUGCCUCAUACUGGUAAUAUCUGUUGCCACAAAUUUUUAUUAUUUUAUAAAAAGAACUGCAAAUGUUUAUUUUUAUUAUUUUGAUCUGUUGCCAUCUUAUAGAUUUUGGAUUUAUAAUUUGUAUUUACAGAUUGAAGCAGCUGAAUUCUAUUGCUGAGAUUAUAGUCCCAAUUGAGACAAAGCACAGACGGAAGCUUUUAUAUAGCAAUCUCCUUCUAUUGAAGAUAACACUUUUAGUCUAUGAUUAACAGCCUCCUUCUUCUUCUUCUUAUUAUUAUUAUUAUGUAAAGUUGUACAAUGUUGUUCUAACAUAAUUUGAAGAAUUUUAUUUCAUUCUUUGUAUUGGGGUUAUUGAGGUCGAUUACAGGAAUCAGUCUCUGGAAAUUUGUAGAUUGUACGGCUAUAUUUUACUAACCAUUAUAAAUUUGUAGUGUAUCAUCA
Hevea brasiliensis (rubber tree) is the source of this 3501-nucleotide messenger RNA. RefSeq lists its product as uncharacterized. Lineage: Eukaryota; Viridiplantae; Streptophyta; Magnoliopsida; Malpighiales; Euphorbiaceae. Bases 190 to 2940 code for a protein of 916 amino acids. Gene Ontology annotation, molecular function: ATP hydrolysis activity; ATP binding; P-type magnesium transporter activity. The transcript is spliced from 9 exons. Gene Ontology annotation, cellular component: intracellular membrane-bounded organelle; membrane. Gene Ontology annotation, biological process: magnesium ion transport. The record is from RefSeq and is a predicted model, not a curated record.